Molecule: messenger RNA, 812 nt
Organism: Gilbertella persicaria
Lineage: Eukaryota; Fungi; Mucoromycota; Mucoromycetes; Mucorales; Choanephoraceae
Exons: 1
Coding region: 35-601 (188 amino acids)
Source: RefSeq, a predicted model, not a curated record
AUCUCCUUUAUACUUUCCUUAAACAAAAAAAAAAAUGAAAAGCAACGUACAGUUCGACCAGGGCAUUAUGAGGUUGUCUGCUUAUGAUCCUCUAUCUGAUCAAUAUGAAACGCGCGUGCUCACUUUACCUCAACUGCCCUCGUUUGAAUCCUUGGAACACCUAUUUAACGAAGAUCCUAUUAAGCCUUUGCGUAUGACCAAGUCCUGCUGCCACAAGUCCUCUACAGAGCAACUGCGUAUACGCAGAUGUCAAUCAAACCCUAAUUUUACUCAGCCCACAUUGUAUCCCGUCAAGCCCAAGAAAGGUAAAAUAAUAGCAAGAGACUGCUCAUUAUUCACACUCUUUAUUUAUUUAGGCGGUGGACCUAUACGUACCAAAAGAUCACUGUUCCAUGCUUUUACAGAUUUUAUACAAAAGGCAAAUAAAAAGAUUCGACCUACAAAGAAAGAUGUCUGGACUAAAGAAACAAAAUUUGACGAACUUCGAUUGUCUUCAGACUCUAGUAUUUCAACACUUCAGCUUGUCCAACCUUCCAUUUCACACUCUUCUUUAUUACUUGAGAAUUGGUGGUUGUCUAGUCCACCUAUCAGUGCUCAUUAAUCUCCUACAGAAAAAAGAAAAGCAUUUUCAUUGUUAUUUAUAAGGCAUCUAUACAUUCAUUCAUUGUUCUUUUUAUGUUCCCCUUCUUUCCUUUCUUUUCUCUCUUCCCCCCUUUUUUUUAUUGUAUUAAAGAACCAUUUAUUUCUUAUGUUUUAUUAUACAACUUCAUAUCGUAAUAAAGAUAUCUUCCUACCUUCACCACGAACAAAGA